AUGCUUAACUUGCAAGUAAGUCGAUGCUUCGUCGACACUGUGGAGCUCGAUGGCACUAAUACAUCAGCAUUUGAAGACGAAGGCGAAUCAAAUGUGACGAGCGGAAACCCGAAUGUAAUCGCUGUCAGGUGUUUGGCGUGCAUCUCCGUGACUUGGAGCCGAAGCCGCGUCUUUUCUACGUCGUUAUGGGAUCGUAUUAUUAUGCAAGCUGCACACGACGAAUCUUAUCUCCGUGAGAUGCUAAUUGCGAUUGGUUCGUUUACUGAAUCCAAGGAUGUCCAAUUGAGGGGGUACGUGGAUGAAGCAGCGCAAAUGCGAGUUUUUGCUGUAAAGAGAUACGGGCUUGCCCUUCGUUCAAUGAGUGUUGGACUUUCGAAGCUCGAAAGUAGCGAAGGCCCGAGGAAGGCUUUGAUUUGCUGUCUUUUAGUAUGUUGUUUUGAGUGGCUGUUGGGAAAUAACUUUACUGCUCUGGUACAUGCUGGUAGCGGUAUUAGAGUACUGCGUCAAUGGUUGAGAAAUUAUAGAGGUAAGAAUUACAAAGCUGGUAUCUGCUCUCCUGAUUCCGGGGUGAUCGAGGAUGAAUUAGUCCAAGCCUUUCUAAGGCUCGACAAACAGGUUGCGACAUUUGGGGAUCCUGGAACAACAAGUGAAGAACAUAGGGAGAUAAUACAUGAGUCAAUUGAAACAGUUCAGAACAUGCCUGGGAUUUUCUCGGACAUGCACGAAGCCCGCUUAUACCUCGAGCUGAUCGAGAGACGAUCAACACAUUUUGCAUAUUUAGCAGCUGCACAUUAUGCCUCUAAGAACACCAAUUCUUCUACGUCGGUUGUCACGAAACGUAGCCUUAAACAGGGAUAUAGUGCACCUGAAAAUUUAGAUAUGGAAGCCCUUAAAUACGAAAUGUCUCAGUCGCUCAUUAGAUGGAAAUCAGCAUUUGAUCUAUUCUGUUCCAACAUUCCACCCUCGGAAACCGAUCGAAUCACGGAAGCAAACCUACUAAUGGCUCAAAGCGCAGCUAUGGAGGUAAUUAUGACUAUUGCCCCAGGCAAUACUAAAGAAAAUCACGAGAGAGCUCUCCCCGGGUAUCGAACCAUAUUAGCCAUCACCGAGAAGAUUCUGGAGGGAACGAAAGAUCAGCGACAAGUUGGAAAUUUCAAAUUCGAACAAGGCGUUAUAAUGCCGUUACAUAUUGCCGGAAAAUGGUGCCAUGAUCGCACAAUUCGCAGAAGGGCGAUAGAUCUUCUAAGACUGUAUAAAAGCAGUGACGGGGAAUCGAUCAGGGAAGGGGUAUGGGAUAGCGAAACUUUCGCGGAGUGGGAUGAGUGUUUCUUAGAAGGAAGGGAUGGCUCGGAGUGGGGAGAUGGCUCGGAAAGAAUUGGUGAUGGACAUAUGCGAAAUGCGGCGAAGGAUAAAAAUCAAAUCUUUAGAUUGAGUAGGCAGGCAAAUUCCGACAGAAGCUCCAGUAGUGGUAGUCCUAGGAGUGACCAGGGCCGGGGAGUAAGUGAUAGUCCUAGGAGUGAGCAAGAACAAGCUAUGGCGGGACGUUUUGUAGAAUUGGGAAAUGUGGAGGGUUGGGUGGAUGAAUUGCCUGUUAGGUCAUCCCCUUGA
Sclerotinia sclerotiorum 1980 UF-70 is the source of this 1608-nucleotide messenger RNA. RefSeq lists its product with no specific name. Bases 1 to 1608 code for a protein of 535 amino acids. The transcript has 2 exons. Lineage: Eukaryota; Fungi; Ascomycota; Leotiomycetes; Helotiales; Sclerotiniaceae. The record is from RefSeq and is a predicted model, not a curated record.